AACUGAUGGGCUGAGAGGGAGAGGGAAUAUGACAGCGCUGGGUUUCUGCACUCUAAUAAACCCCAGCAGGAUCAGCUUCCAGUGCACAGUGUACUAAAGGCAGACUGAGCCGAGAAAGCCUGCAACAAAUAACCAGUCACACUCUCAGGGAUCUGGGCUGUCCCCAGCUGAGAGAGGGGAGCUGUGUGAUCCUAUUUCUGCCGGAUUGUAUAGAAGCUGCUGAUCAAGACUACAUUUCUCCACCCAAAAUCUGAACCAGUGCUCUACCCAUCCCAGACCAGCCUCCCAGCCGGACCUCUGGGCUCUGGCUGAAUUUCCGGACACUGGUGGGAGAAGAUGGGCAGUGAAGGAGGAAGCAGUGCCCUAGGUCCCCUACAAGGCGGAGUACACCUCAUUGUGCUGAUUUGCUUACUUAGGCUGUCAAGGUGCCAUGCUGAAGUGCCCAUAAGCCAGACACCAGGGAUGCGCAUUCCCGCCAGAGGAGGCAUCAAUCUAACUGACCGUGGAACUGGCAACAAGCACCAGCCUCUGGUCUUUAAUCAUGUCUACAAUUUCAAUGUUCCAUUGGGAUUUCCCUGCACAGUGGAGCAAGAGUCUCCAGAAGAAGCUAGCUGGGUGUCUCAGCAGACAGAGAAUACAGCAGAUGCUGGGAGCCAGAUCACCUUCACACACAGCAUUCGGGUACCGCAAAGGUUAUGUCAGUGCUACACAGCCCCACUUGCAGUGCAGCACCUCCUCAGCAGGAUUGAGGCACUGGAAAGAGAGGUGUUGCUGCUCCAAGAACGCUGUAAUGACAGAGGAUGUCAGGACGCAGAGGCCACAGGUCUCACAGAAUUCGCACCUCCCUGCAGCGGACAUGGAAACUUCAGUAUGGACUCAUGUGUGUGCAGCCAGGGCUGGGGAGGAGAAAAUUGUUCGGAACCUUUGUGUCCCCUGGGCUGCUCCGGGAGAGGUACCUGCAUAGAGGGCAUCUGUGUGUGUGAACCAGAUUACACAGGCGAGUGGUGCACAGACCUGUUGUGCCCAGAAGAGUGCAGCCCCCACGGCCAAUGUCAAGAUGGGCAAUGCAUCUGCCAAGACCCAUAUACCGGUAUCGGCUGCACAGAACUCCGCUGUCCAGGUGACUGCUUGGGAAAAGGACGUUGUGCCAAUGGGACCUGCGUAUGCCAAGAUGGUUAUGCCGGAGAGGACUGCGGGCGUAUGUGGUGUGUGAAUGCCUGCAGUGGGCGAGGGCAGUGCCAGGAUGGUGUCUGUGAGUGCGAGGAGGGGUACAGUGGGCAGGAUUGUUCUGAAGUUGCCCCGCCAGUGGAUUUCAGUGUGACAGCUUUGGGCGACCACUGGAUGGACCUGACAUGGGAAGGAACGUCUGCAGUGACAGAGUAUGUCAUCUCCUACCAGCCUGCGGUGCCAGGAGAGUGGGGCAAUCAGCAACGCCUACAGCAGAGGGUGCCAGGAGACUGGAGCGCUGUCACCAUCAGGGAACUAGAGCCGGGAACGAUGUACAAUAUCAGCGUCUGCUCUGUCAUUAGUGACAUCACCAGUGAGCCGGCCAGUAUUGCCAUGUCUACCCAUAUCUCCCCACCAACAGGACUGCAGUUUAAAAAUGUGACUCAGACCUCAGUGGAGGUGCAGUGGGAACCCCCAGUGUUUGCUAUUGAUGGCUGGGAAAUUAGUUUCACCCCUAAGAAUAAUGAGGGUGGCCUAACCGUCCAGCUCCCCAGCAGUGUCACUUCUUAUAACCAGACGGGGUUGAAACCAGGAGAAGAGUACACCAUUAGCAUCAUUUCAUUGAAAGAGCAAGCAAGGAGCCCUCCAACAUCAGGCAGCAUAACGACGGAAAUUGACGGCCCAUCACACAUCCUAGUUCGGGACGUGUCUGACACCGUAGCUUUUGUGGAGUGGACUCCGGCAAGAGCUAAGCUGGACUUCAUCCAACUUCAGUAUGGCCCAGUCAACGGAGAAGGGGAGAAGACCACCUUCCGCCUGCAGCCCCCUCUGAGUCAGUAUUCCAUGCAAGUCCUGCGACCAGGAGCGCUGUAUGAGGUGUCCGUGUGUGGCAUCCGUGGGGACAUUCGCAGUAAUCCUGUCAGUGCCACUUUCAUCACAGAGCUAGACGCCCCAAAAAAUUUACGGGUGAUCUCCCGUGCCUCAGCCACCCUGGAACUGGAGUGGGAUAACAGUGAGGCAGAGGGUAAGGGUUACCUGGUCGUCUACAGCACGCUUGCCGGAGAUCAGUACCACGAACUCAGGGUACCAUGGAACACUGGCCAAAUCACAAGAGCCACACUUACAGAUUUGAUCCCGGGAACAGAAUACGGAAUUGGAAUAUCAGCCAUCCGAGAUAAUCUUCAGAGCGCUCCGGCAACGAUGAACGCCCGUACUGACUUGGACAGCCCAAGCGAUCUGAUAGUCACUGGUUCCACUGACAAGACCAUCUCCCUAGCAUGGACAAAAGCCCAGGGUCCUGUUGACCACUACCGCAUCUCUUUCACACCGUCUUCUGGCAUGGCUGCCGAAAUCACAGUUCCCCCUGAAAACUCACAGUAUGACCUGACGGACCUUGACCCAGGAACAGAAUACACCAUUACUAUCAUUGCAGAAAGGGGACGGCAGCAGAGCAGAGAGAUUACCGUGGAUGCAUUUACAGGUUUCCGCCCAAUUACACAGCUGUAUUUCUCCGGAAUCACAGCUUACAGUGUAAACGUUUCAUGGACUGACCCCUCUCCACCAGCCGACAGGUUCAUACUUAGCUAUACUCCCAUAGGGGGCAGUGAACCCAUGGAGCUCUCUAUCGAUGCAUCAAUGCGGCAAACACAUCUCUCGGACCUGCUGCCCAGCACAGAGUAUCUGGUUACCCUGCUACCUGUCCAUGGGACACUAAGAGCAGAACUGGUGGAAGGCACAGUAACAACCGGGGUGGCACCUCCUAUGGAUGUAUCGGUGAUCAAUGUAACAGAGGACUCAAUGACAGUGGUUUGGAGACCUCCGCCUUCCUCGUUUCACCAUUACCGACUUUCUUACCAGUCAACUAAAGGGAGAAUGGACAGCGUGGUGAUUGCUAAUGAUCAGACUCAGUAUACCCUCUCCAAUUUGCAGCCAACCACUGAGCACAGGAUCAGCCUGAGCAGUGUCUGGGGUCGGGAGGAGAGUGAGCGAGUCAGUAUAACAGCAGUGACAGCCAUGGAUCCUCCGUUUGGCCUGAGGGCCAGUAACGUCAGUGACUCGGGAGCUGUUCUGCAAUGGGAGCCGCCAAGGGCAGACGUGGAGAGUUACAUAAUCACUCUGACACACCAUACGGUCUCAGGAGAAACCAUUCUCAUUGAUGGGGAUAGCCAGGAGUUUCAGCUGCAGAGCCUUCUCCCACGAACCCAUUAUUCAGUCUCUCUGGCAGCCAGCAUCGGGCCCCAAGCCAGCCGGAGCACCAGUGUCAGCUUCACCACAUAUUUGGAUCCUCCCACAAACUUGACAGCCACUGAGGUGACCAGAACAAGUGCUCUGGUGUCGUGGGUGCCGCCUAUCUCUGCUAUUGAAAACUACAUUCUGACGUACAAAUCUACUAACGGCACCAGAAAGGAGCUGAUUGUGGAUGCUGAAGACUCAUGGAUCCGCCUGGAGGGACUGCUGGAGAGCACUGAAUACAAUGUCACCAUACUGUCGGUACAGGAUGGAGAGCGAAGUUCCAUCGCUCACACAACGUUCACUACAGGUGGAAGAGUGUUCUCCCACCCCCAGGACUGUGCGCAGCAUUUACUGAAUGGCGACACGCAGAACGGAGUCUAUACCCUCUACCUUAAUGAUGACCAGAGUCAGAGUGUACCAGUGUUCUGUGACAUGACCACUGAUGGAGGAGGCUGGAUUGUGUUUCAGAGACGUCAGAAUGGUCUUACAGAUUUUUUCCGGAAGUGGGCCGACUAUCGUGUGGGUUUUGGGAACCUUGAGGAUGAAUUUUGGCUGGGGCUGGAUACGCUUCAUCAGCUUACUUCUCAGGGCCGUUACGAGCUGAGAAUUGACAUGCGCGAAGGACAGGAAGCCGUGUAUGCAUAUUAUAACAAGUUUUAUGUAGGCGAUCCACGGAGCAUGUACAAACUGCGCAUCGGGGACUACAACGGGACUUCAGGGGAUUCCCUUACUUACCACCAGGGGCGCCCAUUCUCUACCAAGGACAGAGACAAUGAUGUUGCUGUAACAAACUGCGCCUCGUCAUAUAAAGGAGCCUGGUGGUAUAAGAACUGUCACCGCACCAACCUGAAUGGAAAAUAUGGAGAGUCAAGGCACAGCCAGGGAAUAAACUGGUAUCACUGGAAAGGCCAUGAGUUCUCCAUUCCAUUUGUGGAGAUGAAGAUGAGGCCCUACAAUCAACGUACUAUGAAGAAACGCUCCCUCCAUCUCUGAUCUUUAUCGACCUACCAAGCACAGAUGUACUACUCCCACAUUGACCUAGUGCUGCCCUCUAGAACACUACUGGUCCAGCACGAACAUUUAUACUCAACAUCCAUCUCUUACCCCAGUGGUGGGCAAUAUUAUAUUUUCAGAGACCACUUAUGAAGCACCUUUUCUGCUACUCGGCCUGCAAGUUUUUUUUAACUAUGCCCUGAAUUAUGAAAAGUACUGCAUGCUUUCACACUGCCCCAGCAGGAAGUUAAUCCAUGGUUGGCUAAUCAUGUGGUUCAAUGGGAAACAUCAACACCAUUCAGUCAUGGGUUACUUUGUUCUGCAGGCUGUUUGAAUGUGUGGUGCUGGCAAUUCGCUGUCCCAAGCUCCAGAAAAGAGGGCUAGGGUGAUAAAUUUCUUCUCAUCAUGGGGUAUAAUUGGUGAACCUCAUGAAAGCAACAUGCUGCCCACCACUGUUUUAGCCUAUCCCUCUUUCACCAUCACUGACACAUGACUUUGUACAGGAUUGACGUCAACGUAAUUUGUCCCUGCCCUUCCUUCCUUUAUUUCAUCCUCCACUGUACAGUAUGCUCCUUCCCCCCUAACAAAUAAUUUUAUCCAAUAUCUGUCUACACACAGCUCCCAAGGGAAUACAUAUGAUAUUCCGGCAGACGGGAUACCGGCUGUCACUAUACCGAUGGCAGCAUCCCAGCAUCAAGUCCCCUCACGGGCUCAAGUUGCUUGCCACAGGUUAUAUUCAAACUCGGUUGGUGGCGUGGACCCACCACCGGAGUGGGAAUAAACCGCGUUUGUCGGUGGCAUUUUCACUGGCUGUCGGGAUUUCUGCCAUCAUUCUCCUGAACACCGAGAUCCCAACAGCUGGGAUGUUAACUGCAUCCCCUCCCAAGCCUUUACCUGCACCAUCCCAGGCUCCUCCUCACCUGUCCAGCACUGACACACCGUCAUCCAGUCAGCUGUUUUUGUUACCAUGUCCACCGUGUCCAUAGGAGCAUGGUGCAGUAUUAUUGUCUAUUUACCUUGCUCCUGUCGAUGCCAGCACCUCAGACCUUUUAGUUCUCCCCAAAGAAACAUCUGCUGUCAGAAGAGUAAUUGUCUUGCUAACAAUGUGCCAAAUUUUAUCCCCUCUUUCUUGCACCUCCAAUCUUUUUGAUUAAUGGAUCUUCCUUUAUAUAAUUGCUGGUGUCUGCAAGAAGACUGAGAUUCCCGUGUAGCACUGAGUACACAGCAGCAAACCAGGAACCUUCGAUACCUUUUUUCCCCCUAGCAUCUAUGACAGCACCGAUUUUCUCCAUACAAGAUUCAGCACUUCUCAUGUAUUGGGAUUUGUCAUUGCUGAUUUGCAUUGGCCAAAAGAGGCAUAAGAAUGCCCUGUUGCCUUACAGCCUAAGGGUUCUGCUGGUAUGGCCAAUUUCCAAAUUUAUGAAUUUGCUGUCAAGGGAGAAAAUAAUCUAUGUCCUGCUAUACAGGCAAUCCAAAUACUAGUUUCCCUCUAUAGACUGGUCCUGUUACCUGGAGAGCAUGGUGCUACAUAAGGUGGCACUUCCAGUAUGGUGAGUUGGGUAAUAGAAGAUUGGGAAGCAGGUCCCUAACUGCCAAAUAAAAGACUACUGAGAGGUGCCUGCAAAAGGGUUAAUUGCCCUAUUUAAUCUUGUAUCUCUAGUCCUGGAUGCUGUUAGCUGAUGUAUAGAUCCUUUUUUUAAUGCAUUUUCUAUACGUUAUUAAAAGAUUCCUAUGGGAUGAUA
Molecule: messenger RNA, 6134 nt
Organism: Pseudophryne corroboree (corroboree frog)
Lineage: Eukaryota; Metazoa; Chordata; Amphibia; Anura; Myobatrachidae
Gene: TNR
Product: tenascin R
Exons: 22
Coding region: 337-4392 (1351 amino acids)
Molecular function (GO): protein binding
Source: RefSeq, a predicted model, not a curated record